Molecule: messenger RNA, 942 nt
Organism: Ichthyophthirius multifiliis
Lineage: Eukaryota; Ciliophora; Oligohymenophorea; Hymenostomatida
Product: ribosomal protein, putative
Exons: 5
Biological process (GO): translation
Cellular component (GO): cytosolic small ribosomal subunit; ribosome
Molecular function (GO): RNA binding; structural constituent of ribosome
Source: RefSeq, a predicted model, not a curated record
AAAAUUAAAAAAUAUGGUAAGAGGUCCUAAAAAACACUUAAAAAGAAUAUGUGCUCCUAAAUCAUGGAUGAUUAGCAAAUUAGGAGGAAUUUGGGUAACUAGACCUUCUUAAGGUCCCCAUAAACUUAGAGAAUCUUUGCCUCUUUUUGUUUUAUUAAAGAAUAGAUUGAACUACGCUUUGAAUGGAAGAGAUGUAACUUUAAUUUUAAAUGAUAAGGAAUAAAACGUAUUUGUUGACGGAAAAUGCAGAAGAGACAGAAGUUUCCCUACUGGCCUUAUGGAUGUAGUAAGCAUUCCCAAAACUGAUGAAUAAUUCAGAGUUCUUUAUGACACUAAAGGUAGAUUUGUCCUCAAGACCCUUAACAAAUAAGAAGCAUAAUUCAAAUUACUUAAAGUUAAAGGUAAAGCUAUUGGUCCUAAUUAAGUUCCUUAUAUUGUUACUCAUGACUCUAGAACUAUUAGAUUCCCUAAUCCCAACAUUAAAAUUGGUGAUACAAUAAAAUACGAUAUUGUAAAAAAUAAGAUACUUGAAUUUGCCCACUUAGAAUCUGGUAAUAUAUGCUUUGUUUAAAACGGAAACAACAUCGGAAGAGUUGGUCUUAUUACUCAUAUUGAAAAACACCCUGGUUCCUUUGAUAUUGUUCACGUUAAAGAUACUAAAGGUAACUCUUUUGCUACCAGAAUUGGAAAUAUCUUUGUUAUUGGAUAAGGAAAGAAACCUUGGGUCAGUUUACCUGAAGGUGAUGGUAUAUACGAAACUGUUAUGGAAUAAAGAUAAAGAAAAUUCUCUCAUUGAUUUGAAAAGCAAAAAAAAAUUAUUUUUUUUUGUAAAAUUAUUAUUACAAAAUAAAAUAAUAAUUAUAAGUUAAUAUGUCUUAUGUAUUUCUUUUUUUUUUUCAUAUUUUUUUUUGGUUUUAUUUAAACUUAAAAUAUUAUUUUAAA